Vitis riparia (riverbank grape) is the source of this 411-nucleotide messenger RNA. RefSeq names its product keratin, type II cytoskeletal 1-like. The record is from RefSeq and is a predicted model, not a curated record. NCBI's taxonomy places the organism in Eukaryota, Viridiplantae, Streptophyta, Magnoliopsida, Vitales, Vitaceae. Bases 1 to 411 code for a protein of 136 amino acids. The transcript has 2 exons.
AUGGAUAGAGCUAAAUUGGCUAUCAAGGCAUUGACCAGCAAUGGGAAAAGUAUUGGGAAGUCAUUGAUAGAAGGUAGAGAAACAAUUCAUGAAGAUGAUAGUGCCACAAAUUGUAGAGUUAGUAGGCGUACAAGUAAUGCUACACAAGAAAGAGAUGUUGAUUCUCGUCGUAAAGGUAAGACUCCUCAAACAAUUUCUUCAAGUUCUAGUAGUGAUGAUGGUGGCAAUGGGGGCAGUAGGCAGGGUGGUGGCAGUAGUGGGGGCAGUAGAGGAGUUGGUGGCACUGGUAAGAGUACUGGAGGAGAUGGUAGCACGGGGGGCGGUUAUAUUAGUCAAGUAGAUCCUAGCAUGUCAUGGGCACAAGGAGGUGAAAAUUACUAUGCCACACAAGAUAUAGAUCAUGGAUAUUGA